GUCGUCCUCAGACGAGAGUGAGACAGUGGGGCGGCUGUGUCGGGAGUGCCUCGAGCCAUCGAGUGACGCGCGCCCGUGACGUGACGGUGGCAUGGUGUGGGCUCGGUGACGGACGUGACACGUGACGGCACCAUGAGGUCGCGGCGACUGGGACGGAGGCUGCUGGCGGCGGGGCUGCUCGGAUUGGUUCUGCUUGAGACCGUCGGAGCCAUCCAGUGGCUAGCACUCAGCUCCAUCAGCAGUGUCGGCAGUGUCGGGAGAAUGCCCGUCUACCCAUCACAGUGCGAAGACCUCAGGAAAAACAAUCUCCUAGCCAAACAGCAAAUCAGGUUCUGCAAGAAGCACCCGGGCUUCAUGUCUUCGGUGAAGGUGGGCGCGGCAUCGGCCAUCUCCGAGUGCCAGCACCAGUUCCGCUCGCGCCGGUGGAACUGUUCCACCUACAUGGACCUCAACACUGAGGUCAAGCUGGAGAUCUCCAAGAAGAUCAACAGCACAGACGGCCCGCGGCGCGGCCGGAAAAAGCCCGUUCGUGGUCCGACCCCAAGCGGGGCUCAGAGCGAUCAGCCGGUGCGACGGCGACGACGGCGCAGGAAGAGUCCCCUGGAAAACUACCCCAUCGUACCCUCAGGGACCCGGGAGACAGCGUUCGUUCACGCCAUCUCGGCAGCAGGAUUGGCGCACGCACUCACACGGGCCUGCUCCAGCGGCCGUAUGGACGACUGCGGGUGCGACCGCAGUGUCAGAGGUGUCAGCAAGGAGGGAUUCAAGUGGUCGGGGUGCUCAGACAACAUCGCUUACGGCUCCGGCCUCUCUAAGCGGUUCGUGGACUCGCGCGAGUGGCGCGGCGUGAAAAAGAACAGGAAGAAGAGCCUCAUGAACCUACACAAUAACGAAGCUGGCAGAAAGGUUUUGGAGCAGAGUAUGCGGAUCGAGUGCAAAUGUCACGGCGUAUCGGGCUCCUGCGAGCUGAAGACAUGCUGGAAGAGUAUGCCUACUUUCCGAGAGGUCGGUGAGAAGCUGAAGGAGAAGUUUGACGGCGCCACGCGGGUGCAGCGCCGCAAGAGGGGCGGCCGCUACGUGCUGGUGCCGCGUCACGACCAGUACAAGAGGCACACGGACGCCGACCUGGUCUAUCUGUCGCGCAGUCCCGACUUUUGUGAGCUGGAUGUGCGCGGCGAUGGCGCACUGUCGCUGGGCACACACCAGCGCGAGUGCAACGCGAGCUCGAACGCCAUAGACGGCUGCGACCUGCUUUGCUGUCAGCGUGGCUACAGGACGCGCCACGAGACGCGCGUAGAACUCUGUCAGUGUAAAUUCAACUGGUGCUGUAACGUGCGCUGCAACAAGUGUCACCGCCAGGUGGCGGUACAUACGUGUUUGUAGUGCGCGCGGUCACCGCUAGGCGGCAGCACCGGUGAUCGGGACACCAGUGAGAACCAACGCCGGCGAACAUUGCGCGUUGCGUUGCUAUGUGCUGCCGUCGAACUAUUGCUGCGGUCAGAGCGGUCGGAAAAAGUGGGAACCGGCGGAAGUAACACCAACAUUUGCCGUGUGACUAUCUGGAUACGAGACGGGGCUCGAAGCGAGGCGUCUCCGUCUCUGACGUCGACUUCCGGACAUCAUUUCCUCCUCUGCACCGACCGUUCCCCUCGGCGAGCCGGCUGAAAGACAUUGGCGGCGACGUGCGGCGGGCCAUCCCGGCUCCCGGAGAGGCGUUUGAUGAGCCCUAAACGCGCCAGUUUCGUCGCGCCGCGCCGGUCGAGGACUCAGCGGCGGCACUCAAACGCGCGUAAAAAGCGCGCCUCCGAUAGUGUCGGUGGUUGAUAGCGCCAGCGCGGCCGACCCGGCGCGGCGGCGGCGCGGCGGCGCUCUCUUUGUUUUGGUUCAGCUGGAUAGAGCGGCGCUGCCACCGCACUCCGGAGCUGUUAACUGUGAGCAAACAGCAAAUGGGACCGCGAGUGCGCGUGUUCGGUCGCCGCUGCCCCCUCCCCGCCGCCGCCAAACAGCUGUAGCAUGUAAAUAUGUGUACAAAGGUUUAAUGUGACGACAAUAGAGACCGCUGCACAGCCAAGUGAGAAGUAAUUUAUAUUUUAGUGUAUGUGUUUACCUGUUUGGGAUGGCGUUGUUCUGACCUCGCGAACGGCGCUGAGGUGUGUUCGACGCCUGCUGACAGUGUUCGCGGAGGUGUCAUUUGCCAAUCAGCAUCCGCGGCCGGUUUGUUUGCGCUAAAGGUGGUCCGUUUGGCGACCUCAUUCGCCGUCUGUCCUAUGUCUUCCACCAGCGGUAUGAGAACUGAACGACUGUUAUGUGAUGUCGGUGGCCUGUUCAUGUACACCGAGCCCAGUGUGUGUGUGGGGGGGGGGGGUAUUUUGAGGGGGUCAGGGUGUAUGAAGACAGUCAGCGGGGUACUAUGUCAUGAUUCUAUAAUGUAUGCGUGGCGCAUUUCGUUCUGUUUUGUGCUAUGACACCAUCCUGUGGUAGGUAUUCAUUUGAUGCAUGUAUUAUUGCUGCACAAGAUAAACUAUUACUGCACACUCGAGAAAA
This is a messenger RNA of Amphibalanus amphitrite, 2544 nucleotides long. Its product is annotated as protein Wnt-4-like. The record is from RefSeq and is a predicted model, not a curated record. Gene Ontology annotation, molecular function: frizzled binding; cytokine activity. Lineage: Eukaryota; Metazoa; Arthropoda; Thecostraca; Balanomorpha; Balanidae. Gene Ontology annotation, cellular component: extracellular region. Bases 133 to 1383 code for a protein of 416 amino acids. The transcript is spliced from 9 exons. Gene Ontology annotation, biological process: neuron differentiation; canonical Wnt signaling pathway; multicellular organism development.